UCCCCCUCAUACCAUCCCUCACCAAAAUCCCCAAAUCAGAAACCCUAGCUUCUCCCCCCUACGAUUUCCGGCGAGAUUACCGCCGGAACCACCGCCUCCUUCCCCUCUCGCUCUUCUGAUCGACAGCCACGGUCAGCCGGACCACCGCCAUCACCGCCUCCCUCAUCCUCUCUGAGAUCGCCUCCGCCCCUCUCCUUGACAGACGAACAGCGGCAGCCAUCGGCCACCACCGUCGUCGAUCUCCCAUCUCUGGACCACCGAUCGACCUCAAAGGCAGAGACCGCCAUUGCUCGCUCCGCCGAACAGCUCCGCUGUCCAGCCGCCUCUCCUCUCUCUCUAUCGACGGGCAACAGGAGCUACCAGCCCGCCACCACCUCCGGUCCUCCCUCCUUUCUACCUCGACUCCAAUCCGUCCUGACUCACAACAGCAACAACAUCUCAGAACUCACGCCCACACACACACACAGUGCAUAGAUACACCUUCCUUUUCUUUUCUUUAAUCCAAUUUGUGCUAAUUCUAAAUGUAGAAGGAAGAACAUUUUAUGGAACUCAUUUUUCAGAAAAUAACAAGGUAUGCAUGCUGAUUUCUGUGACAUAUAAUUGUGUGUAUAUAUAAUAUGUGUGCGUAUCCUCUGUGAAUUGUGCAGUCCUAGUUAGUGUAGUUAGUGUUGAUUCUGUAUAUGAACAUGUCAUCGGUGUUGGUCUUCUUUAUAAAAUGAAUGACUGAUUUUUGAGUGUAUAUGUGAGUUGGUUUACCUCUUGUGAAAAUAGAUUUUGGUUUCUCGAAAGUAUAGCUAAGAAUGGGUUGCAGAUGAACUGUUGAUUAAGUUUUGGAGUUGUUGUUUCUGAACAGAAAUGCAGAUGAUUCUGGAGAGUGGUUGAGGAAGAAUUUUAAGUGUAAGAAGUUCUCUGUACUAAGUGUGAGGAGAUUUUCUUACUGACCGAGGGGCGAAGAACUCGGAUAGACUAUGGUGGUUUUAUAGGGCGACGUGGAAGUGCCCCAUUCAUAUAAAUUUUUACUCAUGAACUGUAGCUUGCUUGCUUGAAAAGGAAAUUCUUAAAUGGUUGUAAGAAUUACAUGGUUGUACAAAACUCUAGAGGAUUUGUAAGUGGGCUGGAGUGAAAAGAAAUACUUAAAUAAGAUAUUUGUAUUGACUAAUUUAUUCAUCCUUUCUCACGAAACACCACCACGCAGCGGCCUCCGUCUCCUUUUGCGGCCUCGCCGUUUCACAGCCUAUAAGUCCGGCACCCCGCCGCCACCUCUGUAUCCUCAUCCAUCCCACCACCAACCGCCCUCUCCCCUGUCCUCGGUGAAACCUUGAAUAACUGAAAGGUUCGCGAACCUCGCAUAUUCGUUUCUUUACACAAGAAACCGAACGGCCACUGUUCAAUCUUCCGUACGGUUAGCAAUAUGGUCUCCGGAUUAAUAAAUGCAAACCCUGUUGUGUAUGAAAAAAAGGAACGUCGAACGCGAAGUGCACCAGGUGAUGUGGAUGAAUAUGCAAUUGAGACGAUUGACCAGCUUGAAAUUUUUGAGCAUAUCAGAGAUGUAAAAGAUCCAGAGCACCCUUAUUCGCUGGAAGAGUUGAAAGUCAUAACGGAAGAUGCAAUUGAGGUCGAUGACAAGCGUAGCUACGUAAGGGUCACAUUUACUCCGACUGUAGAGCAUUGCAGCAUGGCGACAGUAAUUGGCCUAUGCUUGCGGGUCAAACUCAUGCGCUCUUUGCCACUACGUUACAAGGUGGAUAUUAGAGUAGCACCUGGUUCUCAUGCCUCUGAAGCUGCAGUAAACAAACAGCUGAAUGACAAAGAACGCGUGGCAGCAGCAUUGGAAAAUCCCAACCUCGUUGAUAUGGUUGAUGAAUGCCUUGCACCCUCAUAUGGAUAAAGAGUCGAUAAAUGCCUUGCACCCUCAUAUGGAUGAAGAGACAGGCCACGUUAUAAACUUGUAAUCCUCUCAGUAUAGUAACUUUUGCAAUACUUCAUUUGUAUCUGGGAGAUUCUGUCAUUUUUUUUCUUCUGUACAUGUCAAAUGUAUUGAUUUUAUAACAUGAAUUAGGUACAAAACUGUCAUUUUUUUUUCCUUCUGUACAUGUCAAAUGUAUUGAUUUUAUAACAUGAAUUAGGCCCUUUUGUAGUUAGGGGGUUAGAUUCAGUUUUGACAGUAUUUGCAUGAGGCGGGCGUUUUAUGCCUUGAUAGUUUCAAAUAUUGUGGUGUUUUCGUAUUGAA
Messenger RNA from Salvia miltiorrhiza (redroot sage), 2230 nucleotides. Its product is annotated as protein AE7-like. Gene Ontology annotation, biological process: iron-sulfur cluster assembly. The record is from RefSeq and is a predicted model, not a curated record. The coding region runs from base 1412 to 1888 and encodes 158 amino acids. Lineage: Eukaryota; Viridiplantae; Streptophyta; Magnoliopsida; Lamiales; Lamiaceae. The transcript is spliced from 6 exons.